AUGCUUCCUCCUCCUACAUUGAGCUUCACCAUUCCUUCUAUACAGGAGGAUGUAAUACUGGACUGUCGCGUCUAUCACCCCGCUUCCCUGGCGCCAACCUCGAUUUCACACCUCGCGGCAUGGAACAAGAAGGCAGCGGUUGUGGCACAUCCAUACGCUCCUAUGGGUGGAUCCAUGGACGAUCCAGUCGUGAGGUGCAUUGUCGGCCUUCUGUUGAAACAAAACUUUGUGGUUGGAACCUUCAAUUUUAGAGGGGCAGGGUCUUCAAAGGGGCGGACAUCAUGGCAGGCAAAGGCCGAGCAGAAGGAUUACAUCAGCUUCGUUGCAUUCAUGGUGUUUUACAUGCAUCUUUUGUCACCGCUUCCUUUGCCAGCCGGUCUUCCAGCAUUUACGCGCUCCAACCCCGAAUUACACGAGUUGACUCCCGUUCCUUCCCAGGCAGUUUCUCCUCCGCAUUUCAGCGAUUCGCAAUACUUGGCCCCUACCUCGUCCGCAGAUCUACUGUCAUCUACAUCCGAGAAGGAGAGAAGUGGUGUCGUCAAUACGCAACCAAGACUUCUGUUAGCGGGGUACUCCUACGGAGCCUUGAUAACGAGUCUGUUACCACCCAUAAUCAGCUCUAUAAUAUCGCCCUUUCAAACGCCAGCUCCAGGCUCAGCAUAUGCAGAGAUCCGUUUACGUGCCGAUUGUCUGGCGACACAGCAAACUCAGAUCAUAAACACUCAGAUUUCGGCUCUCCUACAAACAUAUUCACACCGUCGGGGUCGCAGUUUGAACGCAGAUGAGAUUCUCUACUCGAAAGGGCGGAAGCCUAGUGGUGUUAGGAUGGGUGGUGGAGAGGAUCUUCGCAGGGCAAGCCAUGAUUCGGUCCGAGGAAGAGGAUCAUUUUCCAUCGAUGCUCCGGAACUGGUGAGGAAGAGCGUGGACAGAGUCAGAUCGAUUGGCAAACACAAGCGAAUGUCACCGAAAAGGCACAACACACAUGAUUCCGUUGCGUCUUCCACCCAGAGCAGACCCGGGUCCCGUCAUUCGCUUGCAACAAGUCUGACGGGCGAAAUCGCAAUGAUAGAUGAUAAUCCAAUACUAAAAGCAAUUCCCGGUGCCGUGGAAGGCUUGCAAAUUGGCUACCUCUUGGUGUCACCCCUUCAGGGGUUAAUCAAUAGUCUAGCCACAUUAUGGACAUCCAAAUGCUGGCGAGACAAGGAAUCGAUCUCGGAGCAUGAGAUGAAGUUCACGGUAGAUCCGACGCUUGCGAUAUUUGGAGACGAUGAUGUCUUUGUCAGUGCUAGGAGGUUACGGGCUUGGUCCGAGAAACUGAGGGAUGCUGGAAAAGAGGAAGGGAAGCGUCAUUUCCGGCAUAUUGAGGUUCCUGGUGCUGGGCACUUCUGGCAUGAUAGGGAGGCGAUCAAGACGUUGCAGAACCAGGUUAGGAAUUUCGUGAGGGAUUUAUGA
Messenger RNA from Cadophora gregata, 1452 nucleotides. RefSeq lists its product as uncharacterized. The record is from RefSeq and is a predicted model, not a curated record. Bases 1 to 1452 code for a protein of 483 amino acids. Lineage: Eukaryota; Fungi; Ascomycota; Leotiomycetes; Helotiales; Ploettnerulaceae. The transcript has 2 exons.